This is a messenger RNA of Thunnus maccoyii (southern bluefin tuna), 1312 nucleotides long. It is a transcript of the gene ngrn, whose product is annotated as neugrin, neurite outgrowth associated. The coding region runs from base 246 to 1175 and encodes 309 amino acids. The record is from RefSeq and is a predicted model, not a curated record. Gene Ontology annotation, cellular component: nucleus. The transcript is spliced from 3 exons. NCBI's taxonomy places the organism in Eukaryota, Metazoa, Chordata, Actinopteri, Scombriformes, Scombridae.
AAGUACGCACGAGCUUUACGCACGCCUCUAGUUUGCGCCAUGGCUGUAGAAGAGUCUAGUCUAGAUGAAGGUGUCUGCGCUGUUGUAAAAUAACAAUAAGGAAACCGAGUUACAGUGAGCACAACAAACAGACUCGAUCUGAACAAAGUCUGUUAGUACACAGUUUGACUACCAGACGUGUCUCCGACUCUGUGAUCCUCCUCCUGGACAAACCAAGCUGACAACACUGUCUGUGAUCCUGCAGCAUGGCCCGACCUCUCCAGGUCCUCUCUCUGCUCUCCAGGCUCGGUGCUCUGUCAGUGACCCCUUCACUCUCUACUAACAGCUGUCGAUUCGUUAGCAGAGGCGUCGGUAAGGCGUGGAUGGGACAGAGCCAUGUGCACAGAGACAGAAACAGAGCUCCGAGAUACAGCGAUGAAGUGUCAGAUGAAGACCGAGGACUGGAGGAUGUAGAGGACAAGCUGCAGGCUUUGGUUGAUGCGGAGAGAAAGAGGCAGAAAACAGUGAAAUAUCACAUACUGAGGAGGCAGAUGACACCAUCAGGAGCUCCAGAGAGGAAGCUAACCUGGGAGGCUAUCGAGCAGAUCAGAUAUCUGAAGCAAGAGCAACCGGAGGAGUGGACAGUAGAGCGUCUGGCUGAGGGCUUCUCCGUCACCCCUAAUGUCAUCCUGAGAGUCCUCAGGAGCAAAUUUAUUCCCGCUCCUGAGAGAAAAGCCAGGCAGGAUGCUAAUGUGAUGUCUGGACUCAGUCAGCAGGUGUUGCCCUCAGGUGCUGGGACAAGGCAGGACAGGCUGAAGCUGCCUGGAAACCGAGUACCAGCUGCUCUCCCCUCUGGAAGUAGAGAAGGUGGUUUGGUUCCUCUGGCUGACCGGACUCUGAUGAUUGGAGGCAAAGGUUCAGCAUCUGUGGCCAAGAGUCCCGCACCUGUUGCUGUUCCGCCCCCCCAGUUCACAGAAGAUAUUAGUAAAGACGCCACAGUGACAAUAAAAGGAGAGGACAGCAAUAGCAACACAAAUCCUGCAGGGGACGACAAAGAGGAUGAAGAGAGCUGGGAUGGAGAGGUGCUGUCAGAGGAAGAACUUGAAGAGUUAAUGGACAUGAAAAAUCCUUCUCCUGUGGUGCAAGUUGGGAACGAUUUCUUAGACGCAGAAGGCAACUUUUUGUAUAGAAUCUGAGGACUUCCUGUGUUACUGGAUGAUCAGGUCGGCGUUAUCACACUUCAUAAUAAUCAGUGGCUUUUUACUGUGCAUGAUUGAACAGGCAAAGAAACGAAGAAUAAAUGUCUAACAAAUAAAAAAAACAUUAUUUUGUA